Drosophila biarmipes is the source of this 1505-nucleotide messenger RNA. Its product is annotated as E3 ubiquitin-protein ligase MARCHF5. Bases 389 to 1378 code for a protein of 329 amino acids. Lineage: Eukaryota; Metazoa; Arthropoda; Insecta; Diptera; Drosophilidae. The record is from RefSeq and is a predicted model, not a curated record. Gene Ontology annotation, molecular function: zinc ion binding. The transcript has a single exon.
GUAACAGUUUAUGAUAUGAAAUUGAUAUGAUAGCCUAUAAGCAAUAUCAAGAUGUAUUUAAGAUCUUUUAAGUAUAUGGUGAAUUAUAUGAUAUGUGUUGUCUCCAUAACGAAUUUAAAGAUAGGACAUUUCAAGUCCAAAGUCUCAGUGAUCUCAUGCUCUAUUGAAAUAUCCCAGUGACCAGUGGAGGAGCAGGCCGACAUCCUCAAGUAAAUCAACACUCAACCGAAUUUAGAACCUACAGCCAGGUUUUCCUAACCAGACAAAAUCCAAGUUGCUAUCUUCAGGCACUUGAACAAAAUUCCACUUGCAAUCUCCGCUCGGAGAUUGGAUCCUUGGAGCGUCGAAGGUCACCGUCCACCAACACCACCAUUAUUACGCCAUCACCAUGUACCGACGGGUCCGCUCGAGUGCCCAAUCGCCACUGCCCAGUCGCCGUCGUCGCUUGAGGAGCGGUCUGCAGCCGCCCGCUGGAUAUCCCGAGGAUGACCGCAUGUGCUGGAUUUGCCUGAACGGCGACGAGGAUCAGCCGCGCCGGGAUUGGCUGCAUCCGUGUCGCUGUCGCGGCACCAACAAGUGGGUGCACGAGGUCUGCCUGAGUCGCUGGAUUGACGAGAAGCAGAUCCUGGCACCGGACAUCCCGGUGACGUGCACCCAGUGCCGCACGGAGUACAUCAUAGUGAUGCCGCCUCUGUGUCGCUUCGAUGCCCUGCUGGAGCUGCUGGACAAGGGCUACGAGCGCCUGUGUCCCAGUGUCCUGAUGGGCAUCCUGGCGGCCACCGUCUACUUCUCGGCGGUGACCUACGGAGUUCUCACUCUGCUCGAGUUAUCUGGCCUCGAGACUGGCAUGCAGCUGCUGCAGGAGGAUCCCACCUUGCUGAUGAUCCUGCUGCCGUCGGUGCCCGCGCUCCUGCUGCUGGGCAGGAUGGUGCGCUGGGACGACUCCGUGAUCCACUGGCUGCGGCGUCACAAUCGCCUGGGCGUUCCCGCCGAUCACCUGGACCCGUCGGGCGAGCCUCUGCCCGGUGCUCCGCUGGACGAUGAGUACUUCGAUCAGCUGGAGCGCGAUCACCCGGGCUCGGAUGGCCAGCAGGGCGGUGCCCUGGCCACCGAGCACCUGGGGCGCGCCUCCUCCAGCUUCUGCAUCGCCCUCAGUCUGCCCACCGUGGCCGUGAUCCUGGGCCAGAGCCUCUUCGGGCGCUUCUUCGAGGGCAACAAGCUGCUGGGCAUCCUGCUGGGCGGAGUGACCUUCGUGGCCACCAAGGGAUUGGCCAGUGUCUACUUGCGACAGUCGCAGUACCAGCGGAAGCGCUACAGAUUCGUCAUGGACUACACUCCGGAGAAUGUCGCUCGUUCUCGCAAUCGUAAUCCAAACUAGUCCAGUCCAUCUGGAAUCCCUCUUGAUUAUUUAUUUUCUACGAUGGCAGCAAGUUCAAACAUCAGCCAAAGCGUAUUUUAAUAAAUACUAGACCAGUUUGCGAACUAGUCACGAAAAAUAGUCGAAA